AUGGGCAACGUCGGCGGCGGCGGCCCCCGCGGCGCCGUGCAGGGCAGGACGCAGCAGCUCGAGAGGCUCGAGAAGCUGGAGUCGACGGUGGGCAGCCUGCAGGCCAGAGACGCCGGCCUGCGCGCGGACGACGUGAUCAGAGCGAAGGAGGCGAAAGCGAUCCGCGAGAGUUUGCUGAGCUUGAGGCAGAGGCUCGAAGGCCUGCCGAGCGACGCAGGUCCCCGGCUGGACCGGCUCGACGAUUCGGUGCGGUCCCUCGAGGGCCGCCUGCUCGGCGGCCUGGAGCGGCUUGAGAGCCAGCAGGUCCUGCUCUCCGGCAGGCUCGACGCCCACGACCAGCAGGAGGAGCAGCUCCGCGGCCUCGUGCGCGAGGUGCGCGCGGACCUCGCCGCGCGCCUGGACGCGCUGGAGGGCCCGCGAGACGGCGACAGCGCGUUCGCCGCCGCACUGGGAGAGGUACGCGACCGCCUCUCCGCCCGGCUGGACACCCUCGAGGCUUCGGCCGAGGACGGCGGCGCCGAGCGCAGCGCCCUGUGGGCCGCGCUGGAGGACGUCCGCGGCGGCCUCUCCGCCAGGCUGGACACCCUGGACAGCCCAGUCGACGCCGGCCGGCUGUCGGGCGUGAUCGAGGAGGUGCGCGACGGCCUGGCCGAGAGGCUGGGCGCACUCGAGCGAUCCGCGGCCGCGCGGGCCGAGGAGAUCCGCAGCAGAUUGGAGGAGACGCAGCAAAGCCUGAUCGCCAGGCUCGACGCUGUCGAGGCCGCGGGCCAGGCGAGCAUCGUCCGGGCGCGGGACAUCGAGGAUGGCGUGUCUGACAGGCUGGCCGCCCUCGAGAGCGCCCGCGCGGGCAGCAGCCUGGAGCUGCAGGAGCUGCGGGCCGCCCUGGACGAGGUCGCGGAGGACCUGGAGGACGUCAAGGGCCGGCAGGCGGCCGGCGGCGAGGAGGCCAGCGAGCUGCGGAGGGGCGCGGACGGGACGGUCGCCAGGAGCCCGGUGCGGGGGCCCUGCCGGACGUCCUGGCCGAGCACGGCAGGCAGAUCGCAGCCCUCGAGGAGGACCUUUCCCUCCUGA
Prorocentrum cordatum is the source of this 1071-nucleotide messenger RNA. NCBI's taxonomy places the organism in Eukaryota, Dinophyceae, Prorocentrales, Prorocentraceae. The record is from the annotation of a GenBank genome assembly.